Stegastes partitus (bicolor damselfish) is the source of this 1134-nucleotide messenger RNA. RefSeq names its product rapunzel 2 (gene rpz2). The record is from RefSeq and is a predicted model, not a curated record. The transcript has 2 exons. Bases 146 to 832 code for a protein of 228 amino acids. NCBI's taxonomy places the organism in Eukaryota, Metazoa, Chordata, Actinopteri, Pomacentridae.
GGGGCUGUCCUAAUUUAACAAGGGUGGAAAAUGGUGGAACGGAGAGUCAGACGGCUACAGUAGACAGAGGGACACCAACAGUUUUAUCUCUGCCUACAGAAUCACUUUGUGUGGACUUUUACGUGGCAGAAGAAAAGUAGCAGUCAUGGCUGAUGCAGCAAAGAUGAAAAAAACUGCAGCCAAAGUGUUGGGCUGUGUGGAGAAGGUGUCCUCCUUCGCUUCUUCCAUCGACCCCAUCUUUGGCAUUGUCUCCUCCCUGGUCGGGGUGGCUCGCAAGGGCCUGAUGGACGAGGAGGGCCACGCUCUGGACAAAGACUUCCAGGAGAUCCACAGUAAGCUGGAGAGCAUCUCCCAGAAGAACCAACACUGUCUCAGGAAGAUCCACAUCGACGAGGUGAACGAAACUUAUGGCAAAUACGAAGAAUACAUCAAGCACCAGUAUGCUGCCUUCAACAGCAUGGUGGCGCAGAUGAAGAAAGAUCCAGACAACACCCAGCGCCACAUGGAGACCUUUGAGAAGAUUUAUGAGAGAGACAAGUCUGAACUGAGCCUGGAUGUGUACUACCGUGGUGUGAUGGGGGCGAGCACGGUGUUUGGAAAACCUCUGCUGAAGGUGUACCUGGACCACUGCGAUGGUGACCGUGAAAUCAUGGAGCGGCGCUGUUCCCACAUCACCCACCUGUUCCACAUGGGCCUCAUCGCGCUCAUGGCCUACACAGCUGUUACAGAGGACGACGAAGACGAAGUGCGUGACAAGUGGGCUGGCAGGGUGGAAGACAUCCAGCAGAAGAUGCAGGAGGUGCUCAGUCAGUGCAAAGAUAAAUCGUCCUGAACAUGGACCCGCAGAGAGAGAAAACGUCCUCUGGGUUCGCUGGAAACAAGACAGAGAACUAUCUGUUACUCUCAAAAGACAAAUUAUGUUAUAGUAUAAAAAUAUAUAUGAAACCAAAGCCAUGUUUUGAUUUGUGCACUUGAGCUGCGCCUGAUGUUCGUACUGCAGCAUUUUACUUCUUGUUUUGACAAUGUAUGUUAUUUUCAAAGUGACCACUAGAACUUUCAGCUGCUUUGUCACGUGUCAAUAAAUGCUGAAGUUUUGUACAAUCGCUGCGAUUAAACAUGUAAAUUAUCCCUUUG